AGCUCACCAUCACCAUCACAUCGUAACCCUACACACUUCCUACCACACAAGAUGCAUCUCAUGUACACAGUAGACGGAUCGGGAAAGCGGAUCUACACCCUCAAGAAGGUCACCCCUGCCGGAGAGAUGACAAAGAGCGCUCAUCCAGCUCGCUUCUCGCCCGAUGACAAGUUUUCAAAGCACCGCGUCACCAUCAAGAAGCGCUUUGGCAUCCUCCUCACUCAGCUGCCUGCCAAGGCCAUGUAGAGGAUGCAGAAGGAUUGGAGAAUGCACGCAAAUCAAGGAGAGGAAGUCGAAUUUUGGGGAAAAGGGGCUUGACAUGUUCUGAUGAACACUCAGAUUGAGGAAGAUUGGUCUGGAUAAGGGUGAAAAUUUGAGAUGGCAGGCUACAGACAUAGCGUUACAAGGCCCAAACUACGCCUCUCACUUCUUCACGACCUUCCGCCCCUUCAAGAGCCUCUUCGCCGGCUCAAAGAUUCCUCUCGCAAACGCGGGAGAGAGGUAGAAGGACAGAAGCAGCCUCGGGGCGAGUAGCGCCUAUCGGAGAAGGGAUGAAGAGGUAAGGGUCAGGGGGGCCCGCUUCUCUAUCGCCUUCUUGUGUACUUUACGCUUUCAGCGACUCACUUUUGUAACAACAUACGCCGCCACGGCAUUGGCAAAUGCUCCUGCCACUACGGUCCUCUGACCUCCUACCGAGGGUGC
Microstroma glucosiphilum is the source of this 702-nucleotide messenger RNA. Its product is annotated as Nop10 family nucleolar RNA-binding protein. The record is from RefSeq and is a predicted model, not a curated record. Lineage: Eukaryota; Fungi; Basidiomycota; Exobasidiomycetes; Microstromatales; Microstromataceae. Gene Ontology annotation, biological process: ribosome biogenesis; rRNA pseudouridine synthesis; positive regulation of telomerase RNA localization to Cajal body. Gene Ontology annotation, cellular component: box H/ACA telomerase RNP complex; box H/ACA snoRNP complex. Gene Ontology annotation, molecular function: box H/ACA snoRNA binding; telomerase RNA binding. The coding region runs from base 52 to 246 and encodes 64 amino acids. The transcript has 2 exons.